This is a messenger RNA of Tetrahymena thermophila SB210, 594 nucleotides long. RefSeq lists its product as hypothetical. Lineage: Eukaryota; Ciliophora; Oligohymenophorea; Hymenostomatida; Tetrahymenidae. The transcript has a single exon. The record is from RefSeq and is a predicted model, not a curated record.
AUGCUUACCUAUCAAGAAAGUUUUUUAAAUCCCAACUUUAAAAUCAGUAAAUUUGAAAGAAAUAAAUAGAUGAAUUAUCGUUUGGCAUUCGUGCACAGCAACAAACGUUAACAUUUAAUCAAUUUAUUUCUUAAUGAAGACUUAUUGAUUUAACUAUCUUGUAAGCUACAAAAUUUUCAUCAUUAAAAUAUUCGCUUGAAAAUUUUAAAUCAUUCCUUUGAGAAUGUGGAUAUAUCAAAACACUAAUCUCUUCCCUACCAACUCCAAUUUUUAUUUAAAAUAAUCAAUUUAGAUUUUAUUUUUUAGCAUCGAAGAUAAUUUUUAAAGGCAUCAUUCUAUAUAAAUUUUAGAGAUAAAAAGAAUAAAAAGAAAAAUAAAAGAUUGAAAAUAUUUUUGUAAUAAAAAAGAAAGCAUGAAUAAAAAUUAAGAAAGAUUAAAAAUUUUGAAAUAAAAUAAAAAGAAUAAAAAAAGAAGAAAUUAAAAAAAGCAUAUAAAAGCUAAUAAACACAUACAAUUACUAAAAAAAAAUUCGUUAGCACAUAAUAAAAAUUUUUUAUCUUUUAUUUUAUCAAAAAAUUUAAAGAAGAUGGUUGA